AUGCCGUCAGCCACUCUCAAAGCUAGUCUGCAGGCAGACCCAGCUAAGCGGAGCCGUUUCGCUUCGGCGAUCAACUUCAACUCUCCAGCUAAUGGUGUCGCUCGUCGUGGCAGCACCAGUGCACGAACCAUCCGCACAAUUGCUUCCACUGCAACAACCAUUUCCGUCCACAUCUCGAAACCAAAGACCAUCUGGCGGUAUGGAGUGCAAAAAGCUGUCAGGGUAUGGAGACGAAGAGCAGGAAGAAAGCGACGAUCUGUCCAGAACACAUUCUCGGUCACGAGGGCUCCCUCAAGUCCGAGACCAGUCCGCCGCGGUCCUUCCACUCACGCUCAACAACCACGACCGGAGCCUGAGCCUGAGCCGGUGAUCAAGAGAACGACAUUCAUUCUCGCUAACCCGACUGGGGAGUACAGCCCUGAAGUCCCGGACCUCGAGACCCCUUGCACUGCCGACUUCAGAGGAUCAGUCAACCCUUCCAAUAUCCAUGGCCGCCGCAGCGACAUUACAAGAGACCAGAGCGAUAGGCGCCUUGACGGACUUCCACCUUCACUCCAAGUCCGCGGCAUUGGAGGUACGGCCACACAGCUGAGCGCUGAUCCAUCGCCAAAGAUUCCCGCUACUGAACCACGGCCUACAAUCGCGACGCCCAGGCUUCCGUACAUGCCUGCUCCACCGCCUUUCCGUGCGAAUUCGCUUCGCAGCAAUCUCAAUCGAUGCUCGGGAGUUCAUGAUGGCCCAGAGCAGGCAUGGGCCAAACUCCACCAAAGCCAUCCGCCUGAGAUCGAUCAGGCUGACUUUAACAGAUUCGUCAGAGACUACGCAAGGGGCCAUCGACACAACGGCAACAAGCCGCUGCCGAGUGCACCUUCCCAAGGCAAGUUCCAGCCUUACCAGCCUGGUCGUCAAGCGACUGCUCCCCGAAGUGAGUUCGUUUCCGACCGCCCUCUCCCGACCCCUCCCAUGCCCACCACACCGCCACCUCCACCACCUCCACCACCUCCACCGGCAUCUUCGGCACGACAAUCACAGUAUCAGUCAUACCAUCGUGACAGGGUUCGUGAUCCUGCCGCGCCUGUGCCAGCGUUCACACCACACGCACCACUGCCACCUACGCCUUCCACCCCACAGCCCCCAGGCCGUGGGCGCAACAACGGCAAGCAGCCUGCUGAUCCGAACUUCGGCCGUGCACCCAACGACACCACUGCAGGUCCAAGUAGGCUCAUCCGCGAGAACCAUCAGCGACAAUCUCAAGCCUACGACAAUGCUGACCUUGAGAAGAUGGAGAGCCCUGAUAUUGCGGUCAAGUCUCUCACUAUCAAGCGCAAGCCUCUUCCAUCGCCAACCAAAGCCAACAGAGUGCGCAGAAGCAGACUUCAGGCUGGUCUUCCACCAGUUCCCGAGGCCAGCACCCCCGUCGCAGGAAGCUCUUCGGCACACCCAGACGCACUUCGACCUACACGACCGGUGAGUACUGUCGCAGCUCCAACUGCUGUGCCUGACUCUACGGUCAUGAAUCACAUGCUUCAAGCUGUGAUGGCGCUCACAAGCGAGGUUCGAAGCCUUCAAGCCACCAAUGAGAGCCUCGUCGCUCGACUUGACGCCUUUGAGCAGGGCAGCAAGCGACCUUAG
Fulvia fulva is the source of this 1632-nucleotide messenger RNA. RefSeq lists its product as uncharacterized. Lineage: Eukaryota; Fungi; Ascomycota; Dothideomycetes; Mycosphaerellales; Mycosphaerellaceae. The record is from RefSeq and is a predicted model, not a curated record. The transcript is spliced from 2 exons. Bases 1 to 1632 code for a protein of 543 amino acids.